Molecule: messenger RNA, 1173 nt
Organism: Pochonia chlamydosporia 170
Lineage: Eukaryota; Fungi; Ascomycota; Sordariomycetes; Hypocreales; Clavicipitaceae
Product: carbohydrate esterase family 5 protein
Exons: 4
Coding region: 1-1173 (390 amino acids)
Biological process (GO): carbohydrate catabolic process
Cellular component (GO): extracellular region
Molecular function (GO): cutinase activity
Source: RefSeq, a predicted model, not a curated record
AUGGCGAGAAACGGCCACAACGUUGGACGGCUUUUAUCUUGGGGUGCUGACGCGAAUGCCCGAGAUAAGAAGGGGUAUACGCCUAUUAUCAUCGCGACCCGCGAAAUUCGCGAAAUGUCUGUUCUACGGCUCUUUGGGAACGGGGUGGAUCUGUCUCCAAGCUCGUCUGGAGAAACGCCAUUGCAGUUCGCAUAUGAGUCGUACCGCCGCCAUCAAAAGCACCCCAACCACGACUGCUCCGAUCGCAUAUUGACACAAAUUUAUCGGGCCACCGUCUACGGGGAUUACGGGAAUAACAUUCAUCACAGGACUGAACCUAUUUUAGAUCCAGAUUCCAUGGCUGAUGGUGAUGCAGAGGUCCUCAAAAAUCUGCCAUUGAACGACACUGCAGACGAUUGGAACAGUCAUAACUGUGCCGACCUGGCAGUAAUAUUUGCCAGAGGCACUUUCGACUCUGGGAACAUUGGCCCAUGGGUCGGUCAACCAUUUCACGAGGCGCUGAUUGAGAAAUUCGGUGACGGUAAGGUUGCCUUUCAAGGGGUCAAUCCGCACGAUUAUCUAGCCAACCUCAAAGGUUACAUUGAAGAUGGAGGACCGGAAUCGUGCGCUAUCAGUCUACGCCAUGCUGUCGAAGAGUAUUCUUCUCGUUGUCGUUCUUCCAAAAUCGUCAUCUCGGGAUGGAGCCAAGGGGCGCUAUGUGCACACAAAAGCGUCAACUUAAGAGAUGUACCUGUGCGAGCCCGGAUAAUUGCCCUCGUCACGUUCGGAGAUCCCGUGUCCAUUUGGCAAGAUACCAUCAACUUCCCUGCUCUGCCUGGCAAUACAAAGAUGCUCUCAUAUUGCGAAACCACGACACCCGAUCCACUUUGCACAAACCUGAUAGACCAGUUCCCACACGAUCCGAUCAAAUUUAUUGAGAAGCUAAAGGCUAUUUGGAAUAACUUUAGUCGAUCUAAUCUCAAUCAAGUGCAAAAGGCGGCGGUUAACAAUUUGGUGAAGGACUUGACGAAGCAGGCUGCGGGCGAGAUUGGGAAGUUGGGAAAAGACAUUUUGGCUGGCCACAUUCGUCGGUGGAUGCUGACACCUCAACACUUUUUGUAUGGUUUGGGCCCUAGUUCCAUGGUGAGACAAGCUGCCGAAGAUGUUUUUGCGCUGUAUUCGUCCCUCGAGUAA